Molecule: messenger RNA, 498 nt
Organism: Aspergillus ruber CBS 135680
Lineage: Eukaryota; Fungi; Ascomycota; Eurotiomycetes; Eurotiales; Aspergillaceae
Product: SRPBCC family protein
Exons: 2
Coding region: 1-498 (165 amino acids)
Source: RefSeq, a predicted model, not a curated record
AUGGUCCUAAUAUCAUUCUCAACGGUCGUCCCCGUAAACCCCCCAGACACCACUCCCAUGCUCUCAAAAGAAGACCUCUGGACCGCCCUCGUGCUCAAAGCGCGUGAUCCGAAACAAUUCGUUCCGGUUAUUGAGAAAUCGGAGAUAGUAUCUGAGGAUGAGAGCGGUUUGACAAGGAGGGUUUGGUUUAGGGGCGAUGGGGAUGAUAAGAAGGGUGGAAAUGGUGUUGAGGAGAGGGUUUCCUUUGUGGAAGCGAUGAAGAUCGACUUCAUCAUUCCCGCAACAGGCCAACGCGUGUCAAACAUAAUGUCCACGACCCCGGACGGUGAUCUAUAUCUUAUAUUUACGUUUGAAUGGCCGCAUCCUGAGUUAGAAGCGGGAAGUGUCGAGGUUAAAGAAUUAGAGAGGGAACGGGGGGAGUUGAGCCGGGGUAUUGUGCCGAGGACGGUGGAGGUUGCGAGGGGGUUGGUGAGGGAUGGCUUGCUUCAUUUGGAGUGA